UGUGAGUUGGAAUUGACUCAAUGACAAUGGGUUUGUUCGUUUGUUUGUUUUUUUAAUCAAGCAACAGAUGAUUGUCCUUUCGUCCACUUGUCUUAUGGAGAACAUGUUUUGGGGGAACCAAAGGCAGAGCACGAACUCAGAAAGGAGCAGAAUGACGGUAGUUGUGAAGGCCUGAAAAGGAUGCUUCUAAUUACUGAUGAGAGUUCUUUGGUUUCUGUGAUUCCAGGCUGUCAGACCCUGCACUUUAAGCCAUGGCUGCUUCAAGCAAUGUGACUGAAAUAAUUUUCUUGGGGCUUUCCCAGAACCAGGAUGUGCAGAAGAUCAUUUCUGUGGUGUUUCUCCUCAUGUACACAGCCAUUUUGCUGGGCAAUGGUCUCAUUGUGGUGACCAUUAUGGCCAGCAAAGGCCUCAUUUCCCCCAUGUAUUUCUUUCUCAGCUACUUGUCCUUUGUGGAGAUCUGUUACUGUUCUGUCACAGCCCCCAGGCUCAUCAUUGACUCCUUUACUGAGAGGAAAGUCAUUUCCCUGAAGGGAUGCAUCACACAGAUAUUUUUCCUCCAUUUUUUUGGUGGCACCGAGAUUUUUCUCCUGACAGUGAUGGCCUAUGACCGCUAUGUGGCCAUUUGCAAGCCUUUGCAUUACACAGCCGUCAUGAACCAUCGUGUGUGUGGUCUCCUGGUGGGGGCCACCUGGGGGGGGGGCUUGCUACAUUCUGCUGGGCAAACCUUCCUCAUUUUCCAGCUACCCUUCUGUGGCCCCAACAUGAUUGACCAUUACUUCUGUGAUGUCCACCCUGUGUUGAAGCUGGCCAGCUCAGACACCUUCCUCAUUGGCCUGCUAAUCAUCGCUAAUGGCGGCUCCAUUUCAGUGGUCAGCUUUGCUGUGCUGCUUGCUUCCUACAUGGUCAUCCUGCACUCGCUGAGGAGACAGACUUCAGAGGGGCGGCGCAAGGCCCUCUCCACCUGUGCCUCACACAUUACAGUUGUGGGCCUGUUCUUCAUACCCUGUUCCUUUGUUUACAUGAGGCCCUGUGUCACCCUCCCUGUGGACAAGCUAGUGGCUGUGUUUUACACAGUGGUCACACCACUCUUAAACCCCAUCAUUUACUCCUUCAGGAAUGCUGAAGUGAAGGACGCCAUGAGGAGGCUGAUGGGGAGGAAAGUGAUUUGGGAAGAGAAAUAGAUGACGGAGUAGAGGCAAGAAUCUGGGGUAUCGAGGAUCUUACUCUGCUUUUCCCUAUAAUGGAAAGAGCAGCCAUGGGCUAGUCACCUUCGUUCUUUAGGUUUUGGUUUCCUUGUCUUUAUGGGAUUGGACUGGAGGUAUAUAUGUGUGUAUAGUGGGGUGGUGGGGGUGGUGGGUGUCCUGAUUUGGGCAGACCAAGCUGACCUAGAGGGGUUGGUCGGAACGGAACAGAAGACGUGCAGGCUGUUUUGUCAGCAAAUUUAUGUGAGCUCCCACUAGCACUAGACUGAGCUUUCUAAAGAAUCAAAAUGAAACCUCUGAUAAGAUUCGAAGUGAUUUCAAAGCACUGCACAAUGCUAUUCACUUUGUAAACAAAGAUUUUAUUUUCCAUGUAUCAUUACCAUUUUUAUUUCUAAAAUUCUCUGUCAUUCACACCUCUCUGACCUUCUUUUUUGCCCAUUUUUCUUCCUUAUGCCUCCAGUUGUUUGGCUUCUUAGUUUUCUCUCAGAUUAUCAACUCCUUGAUUUCUCUUGCUUUUCAGCCAUUUCAACAAAGUGUCCAGGUAACCCACUCCCCUAUACCACUGUGUAUCUUGCCAGUAUACAUCCAUUAGUACUCCACUUUUUCCCACUCUUACUCUGGACCUGCCUAUUGAUUAAGGUAUGGGUUUCACUG
This is a messenger RNA of Loxodonta africana (African savanna elephant), 1856 nucleotides long. RefSeq names its product olfactory receptor 4X1-like. Gene Ontology annotation, molecular function: olfactory receptor activity; G protein-coupled receptor activity. The record is from RefSeq and is a predicted model, not a curated record. Gene Ontology annotation, cellular component: plasma membrane. Lineage: Eukaryota; Metazoa; Chordata; Mammalia; Proboscidea; Elephantidae. The coding region runs from base 252 to 1181 and encodes 309 amino acids. The transcript has a single exon. Gene Ontology annotation, biological process: G protein-coupled receptor signaling pathway.